Phaeodactylum tricornutum CCAP 1055/1 is the source of this 402-nucleotide messenger RNA. RefSeq lists its product with no specific name. The transcript has a single exon. Gene Ontology annotation, biological process: protein repair; response to oxidative stress. Lineage: Eukaryota; Bacillariophyta; Bacillariophyceae; Surirellales; Neidiaceae. The record is from RefSeq and is a predicted model, not a curated record. Gene Ontology annotation, cellular component: cytoplasm. The annotation marks the transcript as partial. Gene Ontology annotation, molecular function: peptide-methionine (R)-S-oxide reductase activity.
GCCGUACAAAAAACGGAAAACGAAUGGAAGACACAACUCAGUUCGAUGCAAUAUUAUGUGUUGCGCCAAGGAGGUACAGAGGCCCCUGGGUUCAGCGUCUUGCAAGGUGAAAAACGCCCAGGCGUUUUCGAAUGCGUUGCUUGUGGAACUCCGUUGUUUGACUCCCAGUUCAAGUUCAACAGUGGGACCGGUUGGCCUUCAUUUGCCAGAGGUAUGCCAGGAAUUGAAGUUGAGCAACUGAAUCCCGUGCAAGCUAGCUUAGGCGGUGCUGAACUACGAUGCGGAACUUGCGGUGGUCAUCUCGGAGACGUUUUUCAAGAUGGAUUUUUGUUCAUUGGGACUGAAGCUCAGAAAUCGGGCCAACGUUACUGUAUUGAUGGUGCUGCUUUGCUAUUCCGACCU